Arabidopsis lyrata subsp. lyrata is the source of this 469-nucleotide messenger RNA. RefSeq names its product S-protein homolog 16. Bases 146 to 469 code for a protein of 107 amino acids. The record is from RefSeq and is a predicted model, not a curated record. NCBI's taxonomy places the organism in Eukaryota, Viridiplantae, Streptophyta, Magnoliopsida, Brassicales, Brassicaceae. The transcript is spliced from 2 exons.
UAUGUAUACCAAAUAUGAUUAUGAUAAGAUAUUAUGUCAUUUGACAUACUAUGCCAACAAUAGUAACACAUAUGUGUGUGUAUAUAAUAUAUGAAACACAAAAUCCAAUAACAAAGCAAAAAAUCUAAAUAUCUACCCCAAAAAAAUGAAAAACUUUUCAGUCUUUCUAUUCGUUUUUAGUCUUUGCAUGCUUGACCAUGUAUCUGGCUCUGGAAUAUGGAUCGCGAACGAACUCAAAUUCAAGAAAAUUCUCUGGAUUAGAUGUUAUUCCAAAGAUGACAAAUUUGGUCCACAAGAAAUACCAAUCGGACAACAUGAAUUUACAGCAUUCAAGCUUUCCGGUUUUAUGGAUCAUGGAAGCCUAUGGGACUGGAGAGCAAGAGAAGAUGGAAUCUAUUUAAAUAAAGGUGACCAACAUAUUAGUAAUCCGGUUAAUUUGCAAAAAGUGUAUGAUUGGAAGACAGAUUAA